This is a messenger RNA of Hibiscus syriacus, 1939 nucleotides long. Its product is annotated as isocitrate lyase-like. The coding region runs from base 16 to 1746 and encodes 576 amino acids. Lineage: Eukaryota; Viridiplantae; Streptophyta; Magnoliopsida; Malvales; Malvaceae. Gene Ontology annotation, cellular component: glyoxysome. The transcript is spliced from 3 exons. Gene Ontology annotation, molecular function: isocitrate lyase activity. Gene Ontology annotation, biological process: carboxylic acid metabolic process. The record is from RefSeq and is a predicted model, not a curated record.
CAAAAAGUUCUAACCAUGGCUGCAUCUUUCUCUCUGCUUUCAAUGAUAACGGAAGAAGAAGCGAGAAACGAAGCCGAAGUAGCAGAGGUGCAAGCAUGGUGGAACUCGGAGAGGUUCAAGCUUACCCGACGGCCGUAUACGGCUCGGGACGUUGUGGCUUUACGAGGCAGCCUCAAGCAGAGCUAUGGCUCGAACGACAUGGCGAAGAAGUUAUGGAGAACGCUCAAGACACAUCAAGCAAAUGGCACUGCUUCAAGGACUUUCGGUGCACUUGAUCCAGUCCAAGUAACCAUGAUGGCCAAGCAUUUGGAUUCGAUUUAUGUGUCUGGUUGGCAAUGUUCCUCGACUCACACCUCCACCAACGAGCCCGGUCCGGACCUUGCUGACUAUCCUUACGAUACCGUCCCGAACAAAGUCGAACACCUUUUCUUUGCACAACAAUACCAUGACCGAAAACAGCGAGAGGCGAGAAUGAGCAUGAGCCGCGAGGAGAGGGCUCGAACCCCUUAUGUUGAUUACCUGAAACCGAUUAUAGCUGAUGGGGAUACUGGCUUCGGUGGCACCACUGCAACUGUUAAGCUUUGCAAACUUUUCGUCGAACGUGGUGCUGCAGGCGUCCACAUCGAGGACCAGUCGUCCGUGACCAAAAAAUGUGGUCACAUGGCUGGUAAAGUACUUGUUUCCGUCAGCGAGCACAUUAAUCGGCUCGUUGCGGCGAGGUUGCAAUUCGAUGUUAUGGGAGUGGAGACGGUGUUGGUGGCCCGGACCGAUGCUGUUGCAGCUAAUUUGAUCCAAACGAAUGUCGACAACAGGGAUCAUCAGUUUAUUCUCGGUGUGACUAAUCCGAAUCUUCGGGGGAAAAGUCUGGCCACUAUGUUAGCCGAAGCAAUGGCUGCUGGAAAAACUGGGGCUGAACUCCAAGCCAUUGAAGAUAAAUGGCUAGCCAUGGCACAGCUUAAGACAUUCUCCGAAUGUGUCAUCGAUGCGAUCAAGAACAUGAAUAUCGGGGACACUGAGAAGAGGAGGAGAAUGAAUGAAUGGAUGAAUCAUUCCGGGUAUGAUAAAUGCCUCUCAAAUGAACAAGCAAGAGAAAUUGCUGAAAGAUUGGGGCUCAAAAAUCUUUUCUGGGACUGGGACUUGCCCAGAACCAGAGAAGGUUUCUAUAGGUUCAAGGGAUCGGUAAUGGCUGCCAUCGUUCGCGGUUGGGCUUUCGCGCCUCAUGCCGAUCUCAUUUGGAUGGAGACAUCGAGCCCCGACCUGAACGAGUGCACCGAAUUUGCCCAAGGGGUGAAAUCGAUGCAUCCCGAAAUCAUGUUGGCAUACAAUCUCUCACCAUCCUUCAACUGGGAUGCAUCAGGAAUGAGUGAUGAACAGAUGACAGACUUCAUCCCAAGCAUAGCCAAGCUCGGUUUCUGUUGGCAGUUCAUAACGCUAGCCGGUUUCCACGCGGACGCGCUCGUGACCGACACGUUCGCUCGUGAUUUCGCGAGGCGGGGAAUGCUGGCUUACGUCGAGAAGAUCCAGAGGGAAGAGAGGAACAAUGGAGUGGACACACUGGCUCACCAAAAAUGGUCGGGUGCCAACUUUUAUGACAGGUAUCUAAAGACAGUACAGGGAGGAAUAUCAUCCACGGCAGCCAUGGGCAAAGGAGUGACUGAGGAGCAAUUCAAGGAAACAUGGAGUAGGGCAGGUGCAGUGGAGGUCGGAAAUGAAGUCAAUAUGGUCGUGGCUAAGGCCAGAAUGUAAGGCAAAGCUGAGCUACUACAUGGCUGGUCUAAUAAAAGAUAGUUAUGAUACUACUGUAAAAUUUGAUCAUUAUCCUGUAUUUCUUUUAGCCCUGUUUUACUUUUGUUAACGAUGGAACAUGUCCAUUGGUAUGAAAAUAUGUUGUUGGCCAUCUUUUUUAAAAAAUAAAUACUAUUUAUAAGCUUGGAUGAGA